CGCGCUGUCGUCGGUUCUGUUACACGAUCAUCGUCAAAACAAAUAAAAAAAACAUUUAGAGUAAGAUAGGUAACAAUCCAGCAUUUUAUUUUGAAAUCGGCCGAAUAAAGAGGCCGCUGAAUUUGCUGCCAGUGUUUUUAUUUAGAAACUAAUCGGACGAUAUGUUCACGUUGUGCAUGUCGCGAUCUUCUGGACACAAACCGGCGUCUCAACCACCCCUAACGGUCUCUUCGUCGACGAUCUUGACCGACCAUAACCCGCUCCAUGACAACCGAUCACCUAGGAAACAAAUAAAAGGAGGAUAUCUUUUACGAUACAGAAGAGGAAUUCUUUGUAAAGGUUGGCGCAAGGAAUGGGUGGUGCUUUAUGAAGAUUCAACGAUAGCCUUUUACGCAGAAAAGGGUUUGAACAGAGCUCGUGGGGAGGUUUUGAUCAGUGAUUCGCCCGACUUAUUAGCCGUAGGAGAAUGGACCAGACAAGUGCCCAAGCCUCCGCGCGUUCCUAGACCGUGUCAAGUAGGUCAGUUGAUAGUGGUAGGCAACAGAUAUCCAAAACAAGUUCACUGGCUUAUAGCGCCAUCGUGUAACGAAGUCGAUGACUGGAUGACAGCAAUUAGUAACACGCUUCCGCCACCUCCUCAGCUCACCCUGGAUGAGAAAAGGCGUAGGUCACUUUCAUUAUCAGCCUUGAAGGAAGUCAUACAACCGACGGAUAGUCACAAACUUAUUUCACCGCACACUAAGUUCCCUCAAAAUGAACUACCUUUAGCUAAUGGUAUCGCAAAAUGUCCCGGCAUCAAAAAUCAACCGACUUCUCCCCUAACACCGCCUGUCCGCCCCCUAAGCAAUGGAAAUAUAUCGGAAAAGUUAAUGGACCCGUCUACGAUAGCACCAACUCGAAGGUUCAACAACGACCACACCGUAUUUUCAACAGCGGUUAUCGACUGGGGUCACACUUGGGGUCAAGGAUGGGGUUGGAGUCAAGCCGUCUGUGCCACACAAGCCGCUUGUGCCCAUGAUUGUGCGGUCACAUCCACGGUCUACUAUCACGCAGACGAUUAUACUUUAGGUGGCUAUGAAGAGAUGGAUUGGAGCGCUUUCGGUGACUUUUGUUUUUAAACUUCGCCAUGAAACAGUUGGGGCCAUUUUUCUACAGCAACAAAGAAAAAAACAUUACAAGUUAUCAUGCUGGACAUUAUGCUACGGUGCGGUUUGUUUCUAAAGACUGAAACUAUGCAACACAGGGUUCGUAGAAAUAAAUAAAAUUUAGACGGCCAAGUUGACAUCAUUAACGCAUUACGAAAAAAAUAACAAAACAAACUUCAAAUAGGAUCUUCAUUUAAGUCAGAUACCAAAAUAGUCACAUUUUGAAUAUGAAAACAGUUAAUUUUCUAAUAAUCUGUAUCUAAGAAAUAUAUUUAAUAUUAUAUAAACGAAAAGGCGGCAA
Agrilus planipennis (emerald ash borer) is the source of this 1446-nucleotide messenger RNA. RefSeq lists its product as uncharacterized. The record is from RefSeq and is a predicted model, not a curated record. The transcript has 7 exons. Gene Ontology annotation, biological process: regulation of cell differentiation. NCBI's taxonomy places the organism in Eukaryota, Metazoa, Arthropoda, Insecta, Coleoptera, Buprestidae. Gene Ontology annotation, cellular component: membrane. Bases 162 to 1118 code for a protein of 318 amino acids.